AUGCGGUCGCUACUUUACGCAGCGGCGUUGAUGCCGUUGCAGACUCUCGCUUGGUCAGGGAAAGGAUCAGACGUUGACGAGAUCGUGGUGGUCACAACGACCAGAACCAUUACUGUGUGCCCUAUUACCGAAGCAUGGACCUGCGCCCCCGACGUGCCGACCGCUCCCUGGCAAGACUGGACUGGGACGCCGACAAACACGGUGUCGGUGUCGCCAACAAGCAAGGGGGAUGGGAACGGCGGACCUGGUCAUACCACGAGUCCAUCAUCGUCCGACGACUCGGGCCACCCUACCUCUGGACAGCAUUCGUCUAGUCCGUCUUCAAGCCCGACCACCUCGGGCCCCUACGUCCACCCAACCUCGUCCAACCCUACUGAAAGCCCAUCGACCAGCCCCUCAGGCAGCCCCAGCUCGUCAGGCCCAUAUGUCGGCCCCAGCUCAUCGAGCACACCUGUCGGCCCAACCUCUUCAGUCCCCUACGGAAGCUCAACCGUUGGUCCCGUCGGUCCAGGAACGUCGUCAAGCCCUUCGGGAAGCUAUGGGUCGUCGACAAGCAGCGAUAACCCAGUCGGACCGGGAACAUCCUCCAGCUCUGACAACCCGGUCGGCCCAGGAACUUCCAGCAGCUCUGUCUCGCCCGCUGGACCGUCCUCAACUUCGAGCAGCAGCGCCGUCGCCCCAACUUCCAGCAGCACCGGAACCAGCACUACCACCGCCACGAGCACCACUAGCUGCGCGCCGUCUCAGACCGUGUCUGCUCUUUCUGAAGAUUCCUUCUGUGCGGACAACACGCCAGAUAACCGUAGCAAGUGGUGCGGCCAAUCAGUCACCGAUGACACGGCGGUUCCCUACCGGAGCGGACACAGCAAGUCUUUCACCUUGAGGAUCACGGAUGCCAAUAUCGACUUUGACGGCACUGUCAGACCAGCAUUUGCCAUCAACGGUGGAACUCCUGGUCCCGCCAUCGAGGCCAACUGGGGUGACCUUGUCUCGAUCACUGUUAUCAACGAGUUGAGCCACAACGCCACCACUAUCCAUUGGCACGGUAUCCGCCAACUCGGCACGAACGACCAGGACGGUGUUCCCGGUGUGACUGAGUGCGCCAUCCCACCCAACGGUGGCACGCGUACCUACACGUGGCUCGCCUCAAGCUAUGGAACCGGUUGGUACCACUCACACGCCCUCUCGCAGUAUGGCGGUGGUAUUCGAGGCCCCGUCAUCAUUCACGGACCCUCGACGGCCGACUACGAUCACGACAUGGGCCCGGUCAUGAUCGAUGAGAUCUUCAGCCAGACCAUCUUCCAGAUGGCGUGGAACAUUGCCCGUGCUCGAGGACCGCUCCCAGCUGCCGUCAACUACAUGGUCAACGGUAAGAACAAGUCGCCAGAUGGAAGCACUGGCAAGGCAACCCAAUGGACUGUCGAGCCUGGCAAGAAGCAUCUGUUCCGCAUCAUCAACAGCGCUGCCCAAUCCUCGUUUAUCGUGCACUUUGACAACCAUGAGAUGCUCGUCAUCAGCUCCGACUUCACCCCCAUCGUGCCAUACAAGACCAACUUCCUCUACAUCAACCCUGGCCAACGAUACAAUGUCAUUGUCGAAAUGAACCAGACCCCCGGAGCAUACUUCAUGCGCGCCAUCACUCAGACCGGCUGCGGUGUCCAGAACCUCAACAACGGUCUCGGCAUUGCCAACCCUGUCUUCACCUACAAGGGAACCUGCGGUACCCCCGUGUCCGAGACCAUCACCCUCACCCCGAACACCGACUGCCGCGAUGAGCCCCUGGCCAGCAUUGUCCCCGUCGUCAGCAAGAACGCUGGCAGCCUCGAGGAUUUCACCGAUACCGCCAAGCUCCUGCCCGGUGGCAACGGUGGCUCGCAGGUCUUUGACGGCUACGGCCCCAUCAUCAGAUGGUACUUUGGCGGGCUCCAGGAUCUCAGCGGCAACAGCGCCACCACCCUGGGCAACCAGACCGUCUCUGUGGACUUUGAGAAUCCUACUCUCCGAACCAUGGCGGAGCUGCCGACUCUAGGAUUCAACAGCUCGCGCUACUCCAACGCCGUCGUGUUGGACGGACCCGAGGGCGACUGGGUCUACUUUGUGAUCCAGAACAACUUCCAGACGUCGCACCCGAUCCACUUGCACGGCCACGACUUCUCGGUGCUCGGCCAGGGCAAGGGCGUCUUCUCGGCUUCGCAGGCCUCGUCGCUCAACUUUGCCAACCCCAGCCGUCGCGACACGACGCUGCUCUACGGUUUCGCCGGUCCCGGCGGUGUCGCCCAACCGGGCUGGACCGUCAUCGGAUUCGAGACGGACAACCCAGGUGCCUGGCUCAUGCACUGCCACAUCACGUGGCACGCCGACGGCGGUAUGGGUCUGCAGUACAUCGAGCACCCGGACAAGAUCGACGCCGAGGCCUACUGGUCCAGCAGCAGCUUCCAGGACGAGUGCAGCGCCUACGAGAGCUACAUCGCCGGCGGCGGCGAGCCCAAGCUGUCCUACGAGGCCGGUCUCAAGCGAGAUCUCGAGAGGCACAGAUACGCCCUGGCCCACAAGAACAUGCACUAG
This is a messenger RNA of Fonsecaea nubica, 2565 nucleotides long. RefSeq lists its product as hypothetical. The transcript is spliced from 3 exons. Gene Ontology annotation, molecular function: oxidoreductase activity; copper ion binding. Lineage: Eukaryota; Fungi; Ascomycota; Eurotiomycetes; Chaetothyriales; Herpotrichiellaceae. The record is from RefSeq and is a predicted model, not a curated record. The coding region runs from base 1 to 2565 and encodes 854 amino acids.